Eufriesea mexicana is the source of this 1410-nucleotide messenger RNA. RefSeq lists its product as uncharacterized. The record is from RefSeq and is a predicted model, not a curated record. The transcript is spliced from 11 exons. Lineage: Eukaryota; Metazoa; Arthropoda; Insecta; Hymenoptera; Apidae. Gene Ontology annotation, molecular function: protein binding. The annotation marks the transcript as partial.
AUGGACGUGCUGCUACAAAAGCAUGGUGCUAAGCAUAUAUACAAGGUGCCGGAAGGGUUACGUGAAUUGUGCACUGACAUUUCGCGAGAAGUUCUCCGCUCGCAGCCAGCCGACCUAAUCGCCUUUAUCGCCGAAUACGUGGACACGCUCCUGAUCACACGUGAAAACACGAAAAUUGCGGUCAAAGUCGUAAACAACAUACUACUCGGGAGCCAGGCCAUUUUGUGCAUACUUUACCAGGCUGGUUUCACUUUGGAGCAGAUCGCUGUCGCGGCUCCACGGAUCCAAAAAGCAUUCCGAGAGUACCUGGACGCCGUUGACACGCAACCGGUACAGAUAUGCGAAGAUCCAACUUUCGACGACCAGUCCAUGAUCUCGAUACGAAGUAUUCUGGAAGCAACGGGGGCUACACGAGGGGACGCAGAGCGCGCUGCUAUAGUGAUACAAGCAGCGUUUCGUGGCCAUUACGAGAGAAUGGUUUUAAACGAAGCUCAAGGAAAGGUGCAAUGGCAGAGAGCAGUAACAAACACUUUGGAUAUCCUGAAAAAGGCUGGUGCCACAGCUGCAGAAAUUUCUAAGGCCACAAGACUCGUGAAAGUAAUGUUUCCCAUUUUGGAUACUUUAAAAGAUCCGAUAUCGUGGAUGUUCACAGCGGAGGCAGAAGAAGAGCCUCUUAAGAAGGAUGAACGCAUACUAGAACCCGUGGAAGCCGUUCAAGCGGUCGCUUGGAUGGAAAUGAUGUACGAAGACUCUGGAUUGACAUUGGAGAAGGCCAACGAGGCUGCAUCGAUUAUUCAAAAAGCUUACAAAAUGUAUCGUGCAAGGAGACAUUGCUACGACGUGCAACAAUUGGAAUCGACGAAGACGAUGGUCGCUGAUGCCGUUAUCGAUAAGCUGCAUCAGAGAAUUUUUAAAAAAGUGACUAUGAGUGGCAAUAUUCCUGUUGAAUAUGGCACCAGGGAUGAAAUAAUAGCCGAGAGUACAAAAUUUCAAGUUUCUUUCAAAGAAAAGUUGCGAGUAACGCGUUUAAAAAAAGAAGGUCACUUCGAGCAUGGUGAAUACGAAGAAGGUGACGAGGAACAGGAAGACAAAAGUGAAGUGGAAGAUGUACCCUCUACUCCAGUCUUGAAACUGAAACCUAAAUAUCGCCCGGUAGACCCGGAAAUAAAACUCAAAACGGAAGACAGGGAAGAACAAUUAACAGAAGGGGAAGAAACGGAAGGAGAAGCGACAGAGACUGAAAUUACGCUGGAACAAUCAACCACGAGUCCGGAAUUGCAAUCGGAAAUCGAAUCAGAGCGUCCAACAGAUUCAGAAUUUGAGGAUCACGUCGAGAAAGAUGAAACAGUGUACGAAACGAAAAAAGGUGAGGAAGAGCAGAGGAAAGAAGAGGAAGAUGAAGAAGAAGAA